UCCUCGCCACCUUCUCUGCGCCCAUGGCCCGCGCUGCCCCCCGCACCCCCCGGCUCCUGCGGGCCGCGCUGCUGCUCCUGCUCCUGGUCGCCGCCGGCCGCCGCGCAGCAGGAGCGCCCGUGGUCGCCGAGCUGCGCUGCCAGUGCCUGCAGACCGUGCAGGGCAUUCACCUCAGGAACAUCCAGAGUGUGAAGGUGACGCCCCCGGGCCCCCACUGCGCCCAGACCGAAGUCGUAGCCCAGCUCAAGAACGGGCAGGAGGCUUGUCUCAACCCCGCGGCCCCCAUGGUCAAGAAGAUCAUUGAGAAGAUGCUGGACAAGUGAG
Molecule: messenger RNA, 324 nt
Organism: Otolemur garnettii (small-eared galago)
Lineage: Eukaryota; Metazoa; Chordata; Mammalia; Primates; Galagidae
Product: growth-regulated alpha protein-like
Exons: 3
Coding region: 24-323 (99 amino acids)
Biological process (GO): chemokine-mediated signaling pathway; inflammatory response; antimicrobial humoral immune response mediated by antimicrobial peptide
Cellular component (GO): extracellular region
Molecular function (GO): chemokine activity; CXCR chemokine receptor binding
Source: RefSeq, a predicted model, not a curated record